Messenger RNA from Syzygium oleosum, 1860 nucleotides. RefSeq names its product pentatricopeptide repeat-containing protein At5g15300-like. Gene Ontology annotation, biological process: RNA modification. The transcript has a single exon. Gene Ontology annotation, molecular function: RNA binding; protein binding. Bases 130 to 1782 code for a protein of 550 amino acids. The record is from RefSeq and is a predicted model, not a curated record. NCBI's taxonomy places the organism in Eukaryota, Viridiplantae, Streptophyta, Magnoliopsida, Myrtales, Myrtaceae.
UAAUUCUUGGUGGCAAGCAAUUCUUGUCGAUUGAAUCAGUGAUAUGGAUGCUUUCCGUUUAAAGAAACGGGACAGUGAAGAAGCGAACUCUGUUCUUGUCAGAACAAACACAGGGGAGUGCUUCAUGUAAUGAUCAGGAAAAGAACCAACGACCGGAGCUCCAACCGCCACCAACGGUCGAGCCUGUGGCGAAACUGCACGGACCUCCGCGCGUUGAAGCAGAUCCAGGCUUCCCUCGUCGUCAGAGGCUUCAAUUCGAACCGCGCGGCUCUGCGGGAGCUCGUCUUCGCCGGCGCGAUCGCCGUCUCGGGCACCAUCGGCUAUGCCCUCCGGGUGUUCGCUCAAAUUGCUGAACCGGAUCUCUUCAUGUGGAACACCGUGAUAAGAGGCGCGGCUCAGAGCCUAAACCCUUCCGAUGCCGUCCGCCUCUAUUCCCAGAUGGAGGGCCGGUUCGUGAAGCCGGAUGAUUUCACGUUCCCGUUUGUGCUCAAGGCUUGCACUAAGCUUUCUCGUGUCAAGACGGGUUUCGGCAUCCAUGGGAGGAUUAUUAAGUUUGGUUUUGAGUCUAACACGUUCGUGAGGAACACCCUUAUCUAUUUUCAUGCUAACUGUGGCGCACUGGGCAUCGCGAGAUAUUACUUUGAGGGCUCGGCGAAGAGGGAUGUCGUGGCCUGGUCGGCACUGACAGCCGGGUAUGCUAGGAGAGGGGAGCUACGUGUCGCUCGGCAGCUAUUUGAUGAUAUGCCUGUGAAGGAUCUGGUUUCUUGGAACGUGAUGAUUACGGGCUAUGCAAAGAGAGGGGAGAUGGAAACUGCGAGGAAGCUUUUUGACCAGGCUCCGGAGAGGGAUGUCGUGACGUGGAAUGCGAUGAUCGCUGGUUACGUGCUUUGUGGGGGUAAUGAGCAGGCGUUGGGGAUGUUUGAGGAGAUGAGAAGAGUGGGAGAGAAGCCGGAUGAAGUGACAAUGUUGAGCCUGUUGUCUGCUUGUGCAGAAAUGGGAGAUUUGGAGGUUGGGCAAAAGAUGCACCAUUCGCUUUUGGAGUUGUGUUUAGGAGAUUUGGGUGUGCUACUUGAAAACGCACUCAUAGACAUGUAUGCCAAGUGUGGUAGCAUCGAAAGGGCGUUUGCAGUAUUCCAUAGCAUGAGAGAAAAAGACGUAUCGUCAUGGAAUUCGAUUAUAGGAGGUUUGGCUUUUCAUGGCCAUGCCGAGAAUUCUAUUAAUCUGUUUAGGGAGAUGCAGAGGUUGGAAAUCAAGCCGAACGAGAUAACCAUGGUCGGAGUUCUAGUUGCAUGUAGUCAUGCUGGCAAAGUUGAAGAGGGUCGUCGAUAUUUCAAUAUGAUGAGAGAUAGAUACAAUAUUGAGCCAAACACAAGGCACUGUGGGUGUAUGGUGGAUAUGCUAGGACGUGCUGGGCUACUGGACGAAGCAUUCGAGUUCAUUCAAUCAAUGGAGAUAGCACCUAAUGCCAUCAUUUGGAGGACUCUGCUAGGGGCUUGUAGAGUUCAUGGAAACGUUGAGUUAGGAAAACUUGCAAACGAGAAGCUGCUGUCUAUGAGACAUGACCAGAGCGGUGACUACAUUUUGCUUUCUAACCUCUACGCUUUGAAAGGGGAGUGGGAUGGCGUCGAGAAGGUGAGGAAAUCCAUGGGCGACAGGGGAGUGAGGAAAGAAGCUGGGUAUAGCCUCACCGAAGGAGAUGGCAAAGCACUCAUGUACUAUUUGUUCGAUUCAAAGCCUAGGUUGGGCUCCAGAAACAAAGCAUAUGGAGUUGGGAGAGGAUAAAGAAUUUUACUUUUCUGAAGCGAGCAAGCUACCAAUUUUAAUUCCAGUCUGAAUUUGAGUUCUUUCUUUCCACUCGAA